Messenger RNA from Paramuricea clavata, 6766 nucleotides. Lineage: Eukaryota; Metazoa; Cnidaria; Anthozoa; Malacalcyonacea; Plexauridae. The record is from the annotation of a GenBank genome assembly.
AUGGUUCAAAAUAUAUCUUCAGAAAAACGUGCAUUGGUCCAGUUAACAAAAGAGUUUGUACAUUUAAGUUAUAGAGAACUUGGUAGAAAGUACGGUGUUUCAAAAUCUACUGCUUACAACAUUUGCAAUAGGAAAAUGAAAACGAAAUCUAGAGAAAGAAAACGUGGUCGACCAAAAGUUGUAACUGAAAGAACCGAGAGAAUUAUUCUGCGGACUUUUCUUCAACUGAGACGUAAAUCGCCCAGCUUUUCAAUAAAAGACCUUAUGUCAGAAAGUGGACUGGAAAUAGCAAACUACAGUAGACGAACUGUGUCAAGAUUGCUCAACAAACGUGGAUAUAAGUUACGACAGGCACGCAAGAAAGGUUUUCUCAAUGAAAACGAUUUGGCCAUAAGAAAACUUUUCUCCUUACAAAACUUAGCAACGUCGGGGCUUCUCCAAGUGUUGUAAAAUGGUUUGAGAGUUACUUGACCGGAAGAACUCAAUCAGUCAGAAUUGGAUCAACUGUGUCUACUCCUCUCCCUGUUUCUUAUGGUGUACCACAGGGUGCAAUUUUAUCACCUUUACUUUUUAGUAUUUAUACUAACGAUUUACCCUCAUCAGUCCACCAUAGUAAACUUGAAUCGUACGUGGACGACUCCAAGAUAUUACUAUCUUUCACUGUGGCUAACGUGGACUGUUUAAAGCAACAACUUGAGGAAGACUUGUAUUUGAUUGCAAACAGUUGUUCCGAAAAUGAAUUGCUUAUUAACCCGGGAAAGACCAAAUACAUGCUGAUUGGCACACGGCAAAACCUACAACAACUUCCCGUAGAUAUGACCAUAAACUUCCUCAACGAGACUAUUACCCCCGUCUCCUUUGCCAAAGAUCUAGGAAUGACAAUCGACUCUUAUUUGACAUAUGACCAGCACAUCACCAACCUGGUUUCCUCAUGUAUGAAUUCCCUGUGCCAAAUAAACCGAGUCAAAAAAUGUUUCGAUAAAGAAGCUUUAACUCUCAUCGUCUCGGCACUUGUAAUGAACAAAAUGUUCUAUUGUUUCAACGGUUUGGUCAAACACUUCGUCUACCAACAUUAAGAAACUACAGUUGGUACAAAAUUUUGCAUGCAGGAUAAUAACAAAUAUUGGAAAGUUCGACCAUAUUUCGCCGGAGAUCGGAAGAGAACUUAACUGGCUCCCAGUAAAGGAACAAUUACUACUAAGAGAGGCUAUUAUGAUGUACAAAUGUGUCAAUGAACUUGCUCCACAUUAUUUGAGCGAUUUAUUCACAAAACGUUCUGACAUUCAUCAACGAGAUACACGUAGCCAUGACUCACUGCAAAUACCAUUAUACAAAACUUCUGCAGGUCAAAGGUCCUUUCAUUAUAGAGGCGUUACACUCUGGAAUGAUUUGGACAUAAAGUACAAAAAGUUAGACUCCCUAAAAACUUUCAAAAACGAACUGAAGCGAAGCAUGCUAGAACAAAUAUAUAAGUAGAUAAUUUUACCUUGUUAAACUUUAUACAAAUGUCUUACAUUUUUACCUUAAUUUAAAUUCUAGAUUCUAAAACUUGUAAAUAGAACAACAUUUAUUUUUUGUAAAUCAGUGUUGAAAAUCCCUAUUUAGGGAACACAAUAAAGUAUGUAUGUAUGUAUGUAUGCACAGGCAAUGAAAAAACAUUACGUGAUGAACCCAAUUUUUUUACAAAUCAUAUUGCGUUCUACCUCGACGGGGUGUCUUUUAUUCACAAGUGUGAUCCCUUGAAGGCAGCUAUGCAACCGAAAGCAAGAGUUUGGAGAACUAAAGACGAGGGAUUGACAUUGACAGCAAAGGGUAGCAAAAGCUUGCCUGGCGGGAAACGUCUUCAUUUGGUCGUUGCUAUAGCGCAUGGCAAAGGAGUUAUCCUGAAAGAACCGUAUGACAAAAUGGACGGAACAUUUUUCUAUAACUUUAUAAAGAAUCAUUUUAAUUUGUGCUUUGGAAAAGCCGGUCCUAAAGCUGAUAGAAAGCGUCUAUUCGUAAUGGACAAUGAUCCAUCCCAGACAAGCAAAAAGGCAAUGUCUGCCUUAAAAGAAAUUGAAUGUGAACUUCAUCAAAUCCCAGCACGCUCACCCGAUGUAAACCCUAUCGAAAAUGUGUUUCAUAUUGUUAAAACUAGUCUGGAAAAAGAAGCUAUUGACUUACAAAUAAGGAAAGAAAGUUUCGAUGAGUUUAAGAAUAGAGUUUUGCGUUGCUUUGACAAUGUAGAUAUGAGCAUUUUAGAUCGCACAAUUGAGAGUAUGCCUAAACGCAUCGAGGCUAUAUUAGCAUCGAAGGGUAAGCGAAUUAAGUAUUAAUUAUGUAAAUAUGUCUAAGAUUUCCAUGAUAUAUACGAGGUUAAUUUGAAAUACUCAUGGGUACCACUAACGUUAAUGCAAAUAGAAAUAUAUAAGUAGAAACCAUAUAAUUAUGUAUCUAUAUUUCCAUGUAUUUCAAACUAUAAUCAAACUUUAUUUGUAAACUAAAAACAUUUAUAAUAUCAACGAAAUAACAUGAAAAACUUUAAAUAUGGAUUGUGUGUAUAUUUCAUUUUUAACGUGUAUUAAAAGUUAUUUUCCCACCAGCAACUGAGAUUCUAAUUAUAUCUAAAACGAAACAAACAGCAUGUGCUAUAUAUAGAUACACGUAUAUAGUACUGUAGUACAGUUUGUUGUGUGACGGUCUACGUGCGACGGUCUACAAAAAUUAUAGCCUUUCAAAAUAACAAAUUAUUAAAACAUAUAACGAUGUUUUUAACGUUAGAAUUUAGCUUAAAUUCAAAUAGUUUGUUAUAAGGUAGCAACAACUUGAUAUAUACAAAAAUGAAAAUUUUACGACGGUCUACACACAAAUAGAUUAGCCUUAAUAACAAUUUAGCAAGAUCUCAUUAAUAUUCAAGAAUAGCACAUUUUAUGUGUAGACCGUGGUGAUUUGAGAUAUACGCCCUUUCCCAAACUGUGUAUUACAUUAACCGUAAGACUUUAAUCAGGUUAACACAUUGAAGAACAAAUUAGUUUAAAUACUUUUUUCUCCAGUGUGAAAAAAACAUUGAAAAGCACUUCAACUGACUGUAGACCGUGUCUGUAGACCGUGGUAUACAUUUAUAGCAUAUGGCUUCAUAACAUAAUGAAAUAUGAUACCAGUCUACGUGUUUAACUGAGGCUUGAUUCAGUUGCUGAUAAAAGGUCCGUAAAACAGCGAACACAAGGUGGUAUAUUCCGUUGCUGAUCUUGUGGAAUUUGGAAAUUGAAUGAUACAAUAUUCCAGCGUACGGCCAUCAUUUCUGAUUCCAGAUCAUCCACAGUGCCAUUUUUGAUAAAGAUUAAUGGCCUCUUGCUGGUGGAAAAUAUCGGCGUAUCUUUGACCAGCUCGAUGUCUCGGACGAAAUGCGUUUUAGGCGCUGGCAAAUGAACCAACUCCCCUUCUAACAUUAACAACAGAUCGUGCCAUGGUAUCAACGUGGGGCUCCACCGAAAAUCAUUUAAAAAAAUGCACUCCGCUUCUUCUACGCCAACCCAUGCAAACGAUCCCGAAGCGGGAUUUAAAAUGUUUUAUAAAGUUCAGUCAAUGGCUUUAAAAUAAACGUUUUACCACAGUUGGCUGGACCAACGAUCAUGAGAUUGCGAUGCUUCCCACGUCCUUUUUUAAUAGGUCAACAACCGCUUGCCCAAAUUUCCUCUUAUCGAUUCCAUUGUUCUCGAGAAUCUGUUUUGCGCACUGAAGCCAGACACCGUUACAUCCUGCUCGGCAAUCUUGCUUUGACGCCUCGUUAAACAAUUCCAUUCGACUUUUCUUACAUCGUUCUAAUACUUCCUUGGCAGUUUUCAUGCGCCAAGUAGUGUCUAGCAAGUCCUGAAUUGCUUUGGGUGGUUUGCACAAGAUGAACUGAACUAAGUCUGUCUUUCCCUCCUCUCUUUGUUCGUGAGCAUAUGCGUGUAGCUCUGUCAUUGUUUUAAUAUUUCUUUUAAGAAUGACUUCAGAGACGUCAAAUGCGCUCAAACGCUUUUCCUUUUCUUUUUUAGAUCGCUUUUUUCCUUUGCAUACAUUUCCUCUCCCCUGCACUGCGGCACUGCGUUUUUGACCAGUUUGUAUUUUGGCCAUGCUCGCGUUGGUGGUCUUCGGUUCUUUAUAGCUAUUAAGAUCUGGGUGUGAUUCACUUUCUUCAUAGCUACUGUCCUCCUUUGUGACGUAUCGCCAAGCACUGUAGUAGUUAUGAUGAUUACUCGAAUAAUUUACCUCUAUGGCAAAAUUUUCCUCGAGAAACCUCUUGGAUUGCAGCCAUCUUUGUGACUUAUGCAAUUUCAACACCAUGUGAUAAUGUUUAGCGCCAUCCGCGUGGUUUUCUCUGCUACAACACCAGUGCUUCACUUUAGCAGAACCUUUCUCAAACGAAGUAACGAGUGCUUCAGCAAAAUCUCUUCGAUUCGGAAAUUUGCUCAAAUCAGCUCGACUAUAAGUUACUAAGUAUACGCUUCUUACUGCUGAACUACGGAGACUGCUUCAUGUAUCUACCGCAGCCAUAUUGCAAUAUUAAUAGUAUAUUGUUACAAAUACUAAAAUGAAGUCAUAACUGGAUAUAGAGCUAUUUAUAAAUAUAAUCACGCGCAUUCACGUGAUUGUGCUUCUGUACGUUAUACCUCCUGAAAUCCUGUAACACAGGUAAAUUAAUAUUUAUAUCCUCGGUUAUACCUACUGUACAAUAAAAUAAAUCAAAUUGUACAUAAAACUUAUUAAUUGAUCACAAAUAUCCUAAAUAAUAUCAUCAUAACAAAAGUUCUCGUAUUUUCACCCGUUUUUACGUAAAAAUUAGCAAUUUUUAAGAACACAUAAUUUUCAGACAAUCCUGGCCAAAAUCAUGUGGACAGGUAGGCUCAUAUGCGUUUAGGAUGGAUUUAAUGCUAUAACUUACGCCCCCACUCCCCCAAAACAAUGUUGAAAUCGUUUUCGCUUCGGCAACUCUGUAUAUAUCAUAUUGGACUGCAACAUUGAGAUGGGGGUGUGGGGGUUUGACAGAUAUUAUGCAAUAUAUCUAAAUGUAUUAUAUAAUUUGCUACAAUUUUGUACUGUCCACAAAGUUUUUGGCCAGGAUUGUCUGAAAACGAGUCAUAGAAAUUAAACCUUUUUAUUACAUUAAAAGGUUUACAUUUGCUCAGUUAGGUGGACAUGCUAUGCUACUAGAGCCUUUUUGAAGUAAUUCAUCAACAUUGGAUCAAUUUAUGACGUCACUGGUAAUAAUAAUUUGAUUAUUAAUCGUAACAAACAGUCAUUAAAGGCUGCAUGCAUAAGCGUGCGCAAAUAUGGUUCAAAAUAUAUCUUCAGAAAAACGUGCAUUGGUCCAGUUAACAAAAGAGUUUGUACAUUUAAGUUAUAGAGAACUUGGUAGAAAGUACGGUGUUUCAAAAUCUACUGCUUACAACAUUUGCAAUAGGAAAAUGAAAACGAAAUCUAGAGAAAGAAAACGUGGUCGACCAAAAGUUGUAACUGAAAGAACCGAGAGAAUUAUUCUGCGGACUUUUCUUCAACUGAGACGUAAAUCGCCCAGCUUUUCAAUAAAAGACCUUAUGUCAGAAAGUGGACUGGAAAUAGCAAACUACAGUAGACGAACUGUGUCAAGAUUGCUCAACAAACGUGGAUAUAAGUUACGACAGGCACGCAAGAAAGGUUUUCUCAAUGAAAACGAUUUGGCCAUAAGAAAACUUUUCUCCUUACAAAACUUAGCAACGUCGGGGCUUCUCCAAGUGUUGUAAAAUGGUUUGAGAGUUACUUGACCGGAAGAACUCAAUCAGUCAGAAUUGGAUCAACUGUGUCUACUCCUCUCCCUGUUUCUUAUGGUGUACCACAGGGUGCAAUUUUAUCACCUUUACUUUUUAGUAUUUAUACUAACGAUCUGCCCUCAUCAGUCCACCAUAGUAAACUUGAAUCGUACGUGGACGACUCCAAGAUAUUACUAUCUUUCACUGUGGCUAACGUGGACUGUUUAAAGCAACAACUUGAGGAAGACUUGUAUUUGAUUGCAAACAGUUGUUCCGAAAAUGAAUUGCUUAUUAACCCGGGAAAGACCAAAUACAUGCUGAUUGGCACACGGCAAAACCUACAACAACUUCCCGUAGAUAUGACCAUAAACUUCCUCAACGAGACUAUUACCCCCGUCUCCUUUGCCAAAGAUCUAGGAAUGACAAUCGACUCUUAUUUGACAUAUGACCAGCACAUCACCAACCUGGUUUCCUCAUGUAUGAAUUCCCUGUGCCAAAUAAACCGAGUCAAAAAAUGUUUCGAUAAAGAAGCUUUAACUCUCAUCGUCUCGGCACUUGUAAUGAACAAAAUGUUCUAUUGUUCAACGGUUUGGUCAAACACUUCGUCUACCAACAUUAAGAAACUACAGUUGGUACAAAAUUUUGCAUGCAGGAUAAUAACAAAUAUUGGAAAGUUCGACCAUAUUUCGCCGGGCUUACGCGAACUUAACUGGCUCCCAGUAAAGGAACAAUUACUACUAAGAGAGGCUAUUAUGAUGUACAAAUGUGUCAAUGAACUUGCUCCACAUUAUUUGAGCGAUUUAUUCACAAAACGUUCUGACAUUCAUCAACGAGAUACACGUAGCCAUGACUCACUGCAAAUACCAUUAUACAAAACUUCUGCAGGUCAAAGGUCCUUUCAUUAUAGAGGCGUUACACUCUGGAAUGAUUUGGACAUAAAGUACAAAAAGUUAGACUCUCUAAAAACUUUCAAAAACGAACUGAAGCGAAGCAUGCUAGAACAAAUAUAUAAGUAG